GAAACCAAAUGGCUCGGUAACGGUUCCUCUAAGUUGCAAACACUGCGACACGUAUAACUCGGUGGUGAUCCGUGAUCGUUUCCUCUCUCUCUCUCUCUCUCACACAUGGCUUGUUUACAGCCUCCAUGGUUCUCUUCGUUGCGCGUCGUGUCCCCGGCAAAACUCAAAGCAGGACCGCCUUCAGCAACGAACAAACCCGCCAAGCCGCUGUGUUGGGCCGUGGGCCCUGACAAUGCUGAAUCUUCUGAGCCCGACGCUCCAAAGCCCGUACCCGAUGGUCCCGUUGAUCCUGUGAAGCUGGCGUUUAGCAAGGCUGAAGCAUAUAAAGAGUCCAUAAAACCGAACUCUGGUCUGGGAACUACGCAAAGCGCAGCUGAUAAUAAUGAUGACAAUGAGGCCCAAAAGGAUUUGCCAGAUUCUGUCAAGAUCGCAACGGAGAAGGCCAAAAAGUACAAGCAGAAUAAAGGAGUUGCAGCUGUUAGUGAAACAACUCAAGGUAGAUACCUGGGAGUGAGUGAUAGGAGUUCAGGAAAAAAUGUUAUGGACAAUAAGGUUGGUAAGAAGGGAGAACUUUCAGUUUCAAGGAUGGAUUUUGCGGGGCUUGGCUUUGUAGAGAAGAAGACGACUAGGGGAUUGCCACCUGGAUUGGUUCCUAUUUCGGAACCCUUCUUUGAUGGUGACUUGCCUGAGGUGGAGCUUAUUGUUGGAGACACUAGCAAGUUUGAUGAUGCAACGACUCCAGAACCUGAACAGACUAAUAAGGAGGACGAGGCUGAACUUUACAAGCCAAAAGUUUCUACCUGGGGUGUCUUUCCUAGACCUGGCAAUAUUUCAAAAACAUUUGGUGGUGGAAGAGUUAUACGUCUGGGAGAGGUUCUAGAGACCGAAGAAGAAAAAGCUGUUAAAGAAGCACGCACAGAGCAGCUACAUGCUGCUGACAAGAAGAAAGUUGGAUUAAAUGUUGAUCCAAAGCUAAAAUAUGAGUGCGAGGAGAGUGAGCUCCAUGGAUUAGCUGCUUUGCAGUGGUCAAUUUGUCAAGACUCCCUCAGUAGGUCCAAUGAGACUCGAGGUAUGUAUGAGAAGCUUAAAUCUCAUCCAAAUCCUAAAGUAAGCAAGAAAGCAAGACAGUUCAUGUACAGCUUUCAGGCUAUGGAAAUGAUGAAGGUGACAACAGGAUCUCAAUUUUAUUUAAAGAAUUCAGACUACCAGAAUUAUUUUGAUGCAUUUGUUGAAAAUAAAUCUAACUACCCCGAAGAUGGCCUGGUUCAAGAAAGUGCAAUGAAUCAGGUUUUGCCGUAUAUUCUUUUUCUUGUUUCUCCUAUUUUUGUCGUACUACUUAUUGCUGUUCGGAAAGGAACAUAAAUCUCUUUCUUUUGUAUACAAUUUCCAUUUGUUUUA
Molecule: messenger RNA, 1398 nt
Organism: Glycine soja
Lineage: Eukaryota; Viridiplantae; Streptophyta; Magnoliopsida; Fabales; Fabaceae
Exons: 6
Coding region: 106-1362 (418 amino acids)
Source: RefSeq, a predicted model, not a curated record